AUGACUCCAUCUUGGCUGGAGGUGCAUGCGUCCUACAUUGACAGCUCGCGCUCGCUGACUGCUGCACAGCUCACAUUCAACGCAAGCUCUACCGCGAACCCCGCUCUCCUUAAGGUUCCUAUGAUUCCUGCUGGUGUGCUUAAAGAUUCAAUACCGCUGACUGUUGAGAUCACGGUCGCACAUGACAUCAGUUUACGGUCGACUGACAGCGAUAUUCGAUAUGGCGUAUCAGAUGGUAUCAGAAUGAUCGGAUUUGAAACAUGUGACAUAGGUAAUUAUAUUAACAGUUCUCCAUGCUACGGAAUAGAAGGUGCUUCUGGUCCCACCUUAAAGUCUAUUCGUCUCGAAUUGACCACACCGAAACCCUCCGAAUCUUUCUACCCCGGCCAGUUUAUCAUCACUCUCAAGCUGGAUGAACGCUGGGGGUCAUGCUACACUGCGCAUGACGGAGGCUUCGUGAGGACCGCCGGCUACAACAACCGACUGAUGCUCAGUAAGGGACUCACUCUAGAGGUGUACAAAAGUAACAAGGAUGAAAAGGUUGGAAUCAGGUUUAUCAAAGUCUCCAUCAUAGAAGAUGAUGCGUAGGAGAAAAAGCUUUCACAAAGAAUUAGAUCGAAAUCAACAGAUUGAGAGAAAGUCGAGAAUUGUUUUAGAAAGGUAGCCUACAUUAGAGUUGCAAAACUGAUACGCUAAGAGCUUUCUUUUAUUUUACUUUUUUUUGUAAGUUUCACACUUUAAAUUU
Stylophora pistillata is the source of this 745-nucleotide messenger RNA. RefSeq lists its product as uncharacterized. The record is from RefSeq and is a predicted model, not a curated record. NCBI's taxonomy places the organism in Eukaryota, Metazoa, Cnidaria, Anthozoa, Scleractinia, Pocilloporidae.